GGGAAUAAUCACCGCUCUGAAGGAAACUUUAAGAUCCUUCAUGGAUUUGCGCGGAGAAUGUAACUGACACGGAGAUAAUCUCUUUAGAGGGAUCCGUCCGUCCGUCCAUCCCUCCUCCCCCGGCUCUCUCCCGGUGCGAGGCAGCAGCUCCUCCCGGGAAGAGCGCCGGCACCGGCCCCCCGCUGCGGACUCGGUUAUGUCCGGCUGACGGAUCCGACACCCGGCUUCUCUCUUCACAUGGGCGAGGACGAGGAGCGGUCCUGCGCCCCUUCAGCACCCGGAGGAGGACACGAGCCGGUGCCGGACCUGGACCCGGAUCGGGAGAGGCGGUACGCGGAGCUGUUCGAGCAGCUGGACCUGAAUAAAGAUGGACGAGUGGACAUCAACGAGCUGAGGACGGGACUGGCAGCCCGGGGACUGCACCGAGGAGAGGCUGAGGAGAUCGUCCAGGAGAGCGACGCCAACCGGGACGGGCUGCUGGACUUCCAGGAGUUCUCCCAGUACCUGCGGGACCAGGAGAGGCGCCUGCGGCUCAUGUUCCACAGCCUGGACCGCAACAAUGACGGGCGAAUCGACGUUGGGGAGAUCCAGCACUCGCUGCACAAACUGGGAGUGGACGUCACCUUGGAGCAGGCCUCCAGAAUCCUGCAGAGCAUGGACAGAGAUGGAAACAUGACCAUCGACUGGAAUGAAUGGAGAGAUUACUUCCUGUUCAACCCGUUCCACAACAUGGAGGAGAUCGUCCACUACUGGAAGCAUUCUCACAUGCUGGACAUCGGGGAACACUUGACGGUUCCUGAUGAGUUCUCGGAGCGAGAGCGCCGGUCGGGCCUGGUGUGGAGGCAGCUGGUGGCCGGGGCCAUGGCGGGAGCCGUGUCCCGGACAGGAACCGCCCCUCUGGACCGACUCAAGGUCUUCCUGCAGGUGCACGGCUCAUCCUCCCGGGGGAUCAACCUGUGGUCCGGGCUCAGAGGGAUGGUGCAGGAGGGAGGAAUUCUGGCCCUCUGGAGGGGAAACGGCAUCAACGUCCUGAAGAUCGCCCCAGAGUCGGCCAUCAAGUUCAUGGCCUACGAGCAGAUCAAGUGGCUGAUCCGGGGCAGUAAGGAGGGCGGCAGUCUGAGGGUCCAGGAGCGCUUCAUCGCAGGCUCUCUGGCCGGAGCUACAGCCCAGACCAUCAUCUACCCCAUGGAGGUGCUGAAAACCCGCCUGACGCUGAGGAAGACGGGUCAAUACUCAGGCAUGGCCGACUGCGCCCGGCAGAUCCUGAAGACCGAAGGCGUGCGGGCGUUCUACAGAGGCUACCUGCCGAACACUCUGGGAAUCAUCCCGUACGCCGGCAUCGACCUGGCCGUGUACGAGACUCUGAAGAACGCCUGGCUCCAGAGGUACUGCGUGAACUCGGCCGACCCGGGGGUCCUGGUCCUGCUGGGCUGUGGGACCGUCUCCAGCACCUGCGGUCAGCUGGCUUCCUACCCCCUGGCUCUGAUCCGGACCCGUAUGCAGGCUCAAGCCACCACCGAGGGUCUCCCCAAGCUCACCAUGGUGGGACAGUUCAAGUACAUCAUCUCCCACGAGGGCGUGCAGGGCCUGUACCGAGGAAUCACCCCCAACUUCCUGAAGGUCAUCCCCGCCGUCAGCAUCUCCUACGUGGUGUACGAGCACAUGAAGAAGGUGCUCGGGGUGGGGUACUAGCCUCAGGCCUCC
Messenger RNA from Salarias fasciatus (jewelled blenny), 1704 nucleotides. Its product is annotated as calcium-binding mitochondrial carrier protein SCaMC-3-like. The transcript is spliced from 11 exons. Bases 238 to 1692 code for a protein of 484 amino acids. Gene Ontology annotation, cellular component: mitochondrial inner membrane. NCBI's taxonomy places the organism in Eukaryota, Metazoa, Chordata, Actinopteri, Blenniiformes, Blenniidae. The record is from RefSeq and is a predicted model, not a curated record. Gene Ontology annotation, molecular function: calcium ion binding. Gene Ontology annotation, biological process: transmembrane transport.